Messenger RNA from Pyrgilauda ruficollis (rufous-necked snowfinch), 7625 nucleotides. It is a transcript of the gene KNTC1, whose product is annotated as kinetochore associated 1. The transcript has 63 exons. Gene Ontology annotation, molecular function: small GTPase binding. The record is from RefSeq and is a predicted model, not a curated record. Gene Ontology annotation, cellular component: cytoplasm; RZZ complex; kinetochore microtubule. Lineage: Eukaryota; Metazoa; Chordata; Aves; Passeriformes; Passeridae. Gene Ontology annotation, biological process: mitotic sister chromatid segregation; protein localization to kinetochore involved in kinetochore assembly; mitotic spindle assembly checkpoint signaling.
AUGACCGAGCGCCCGGGCCGCCGCCCCUCAGCAACGUCCUCGCAGGGCUCGACCUCCCUCGGCUGCGCGGCCAGAGCGAUCGCGCGGCCCCGCCCGCCCGUCCCCACUGCGGGUGCCCGGAUGUGGCGCUGGGGGGAGCGCGGGGGAGCGCGGUGCGUUAUGGGCCGGGGAGGCGCCUUCGCAUUCGCGGAAGUUUGGCCGCCAGCGGGACCCGUUGAGCCGGUCCUGUCUCCCGCCAAAUUGAAACACGGGAGCGGCCGAGGGGGCGCGGCAAAGAUGUGGAACGAGAUCGAGCUCCUGCUGAACGAGGACACCACGGGGCAGCUCCCGGUGGGGCUGGGCCAGGAGUGUGGCACCGCCUUGUACCAGGUGGAUACCCUGCUGCAAAUCACAUCUUCAGAGAAGGUCUCUGUGAACCCCCAGCUCCAUGCAUGCAGCUCCAGGGAUGGCAGCAUUGUUGUUGUGGACAGAUCUGUGGCACUUCUGGACAGCACUGGGCUGUCUCUUCUGAUGCACAUCCAGUUUGAUACUGACGUGGAUGUAGUGGGUAUGUGUCAGGACAAACAAUUCCUUGUGGUUGGUGAGAGAAGUGGCAGCUUACAUCUUAUCCACAUCCCAUCCAAACAAACCUUGCUAAGAAAGGUUUUGGUUGAACAAUCUACAAGUGAAAAGACUUACUUAAAUCUCUUUUUUGUUAAAGAUAAUGCAGAUGCAGGUGUUUAUCACAUGUUCAUUCUCACGAGCAAUGGAUGCUUCUGCAUUAUGUGUGUCCCUCUUGGAAAAACACAGGAAGCAAUUGAGAAGAUGGAUAUGACUACAGCAAAGCAAUUACAAGGACAGAUAAAGACAACUUUCAUUGCCAUGGGAGAGCAUCACAACCUGGGCUGUCAGGAUUUUGUCAUCAGCAGCUCAGUGAACAAAAUCCAUCUGAUAAUUGGGGGUAAAGGUGAUUAUGUGCUCUCCAAAUGGGAGGUGGACCCCACCAGUGCCCUGGUGUCUGCUCAAAGUUUUGCUGAUGCAAGUCUGAUCCAAGGUGCUGCAAAACUUCAAGUCCUUGACAAUCAGCUGUUUGUUUUGGAUACAGAGAAUAUCUUAAGCACGUGGGAUAUUUAUUCUCUCACUCUGAUUUGGGAUUGGCCUUUAAUACAUAUUGAAGAAUUUCUUCUCACUACUGAGUCAGAUUCCUCUCAAGUCACGUGGGAAGGGCUUGCCAAUGUGAAACUGAUUGUCAUGACAAUUCCAGAUGACAAACAGAUGAGAAGCCUGAUGGUUUUUGCAUUGCCCACUAUGCAACAGCUCUAUUCUCUGGAAGUGUCUCCUGUUUCUUCCCUUGUUCAAAGUGGGAUUUGCACUGAUACAAUAUACUUCUUGGAAGGAAUUCAUGAGAAGCAUCAAAUGCCCUCUGAAGACCCAGUUUCUAUAGUUGUGAUGAGAAGUUUAACUGAAGCCUUGCCAGAAAACAGACUGAGUCGUCUACUGCACAAACACAAAUUCACUGAAGCAGAGAAUUUUGCUAUUCAGUUUGGACUGGAUGUUGAGCUUGUAUACAAAGUAAAAGCAAACACUAUUUUAGAGAAACUGGCUUCAGCUUCUCUUGGGAGUUAUGGCCAGGAAGCCUUGCUGGAUCUUGGCAAUGAAGCCAAAGAAAAUUUGCAAAAAAUUCAGGACAGCCAGUUUGUUGUGAAUUACUGCAUCAGUGCUCCCUGGCCACUGUAUGAAACCACUCGAGAAAUGCUGAAUUAUGCUAAAGUCAGAAUCUUGAAGAAAGAUAAUAGAACUGAUGCUCCACCAUCUGAUGGGGCUCCAGUAUCCAUAGCUGAGGUGUUGAGAGCUCAGGCAAGGCUUACAACAUUCUAUGAAGCUUUUGGACUACAGAAAUUCAGUGGCAUUGCUUGGACAGAAUUCCUGAAUAAUGAGGACAUCUUCAAGAUUAUUGUUUUUCAGCUGGAAGAAGGAAAUUUGGCUUGUGCACAGUACCUCUGGCUUAGGCAUCAGGCUGAUUUUGAAAGCAGCUUUGAUGAGAAAAUGCUGAAGGAUUUGCUCAAUGCCAUCCAUUUCGCUGCUCCUUUGAAGGAACUUUGUGUGUGGCUUAAAAAUUUUGUGAUCCCCUUCUCAAGAAGGGUUGUGCCAGAUGGACAGAAAAUAUUAGCAAAAUGGCUGGAACAAGCUGCUCGAAACCUUGAAUUAACUGACAAGGCAAACUGGCCUGAAAAUGGACUCCAAGUGGCAGAGAUUUUUUUUACAAGUAAAAAUCAAGGUGAUCUGGGAGUGACAGCUUUUGGCAAAUGGACUCCUCUGAGGUGUGGUGACUGUGAAGAGAUACAGAGGCUAAAGAAGCUGGUAAAUGAUUUACAAGAAUUGAGAAAUCUGUACAGAAAAUACAACUGCAGGCUGGCAUUCUGUGAUUUUGAAAAGGAAAAUGCAACCACUAUUGUGUUUCGCAUGCUUGAUAAAAUUUUGGCACCAGAGCUUGUCCCAUCAAUUUUGGAGAAGUUUAUAAAAGCCUACCUGUUUGAACACAACUUACAAAAAGAUGAGCUUCUUCUACAGUAUGUCAAGGAUUUGCUGGAGCGCUGUCGGACACGAUCGAUUUCAGUGUUUGAAACUGCCUGGGAGGCCAAGGCAGUGGCUGUCAUUGGCUGCAUCUCUGACACUGAUCUGAAAUUUGAUGCAGUCCUGCAGAUAAUGCACGGGGCUGUGGUGCCAUGGAGUGCAGCAGUGGAGCAGCUGGUCAGACAGCACCUGGAAAUGAAUCAUGCCAAAGUGAAGUUACUGCAGGAAAGUUACACACUGAUGGAGAUGAAGAAGCUUUUGAGAGCCUAUGGGAUAAGAGAUACCAAUCUUUUACAGGACAAGCAGAUGAUCAUGAGGCUUGUCAGAUACAUUCUCAAACAAGAUACCCCUACUUGCCUGGAGGAUGCCUUGAAAAUUGUGGAAGCCUACCUGCUGCCCACUGGGGAAGUCUAUUUCCUGAGGAUUUUGGACCUGAUUGACAAAGGAAGGGGAGAGGAAUCUCUGCCUUUGUUAAAAUCUCUGCCUCUUGCUAAGGCUGAAGAAGUUGUAGAGAGAUUGACUCUGUGGGGAAGACUGGUGUUACAGAACAAAGCAGAUGAUCCUGAAGAGAAAAAACCACAAAUGUUUAUGACUAAGACACUGGUGGAAGUCCUCAAAUUCUGGUCCAGCAUUCAAAAAGACAAUCCUGUGAAGAAAUAUGAAUGUGAAGAAAACCUAAAGUUGUUUGAAACACUUGCUAGCCUGCAGGAGUAUUUUGAUAUCUUUCUCUCAGAUGAAGAAUACAGGAACCCUUCACUGAUAUCUGAACUUCUUGAGGGUCACAUAAGGUCUUAUGAACGUGUCAGAUCUGCAUCCAAGUCUAGAAAUGUGCAAGCAGUGAAUUGUAAUUCAGAAGGAAGCAAGCCCAAAACCCCUCCCACUGAAUCCAGGCUGUACAGACUGGCUUUGCUCCUGCAAGUCUCAGAGCAUGAACUGGGAGAAAAACUGGCCUUGAGAGCCCUGGAUGGUGGAAAAGUGGAAGUGGCUGUCAAUAUUUGCAGGGAGUUCUAUGAAAAUAGCUGGAAUGAAAAGACAGGGAAGCUGCUGUUUGUAGUGUGUCAAACACUUUGCCACAUGCUGGGAGCUGAUGAUCCAAUGAUCACUCCUGAUGGGAUGGAUCUUCCAGCAGUGAUCCAUGAGCUGGCUGGCCAAGCAGCCACACUGUGCAGUCCAGAUUUAGUGUUGGAUUGUCUGGAACUGUGCAAAUACACUUCACUUGCCAAGGAAAUUCAUGGACAAUGCCAAAUGGACAGCUAUGAAUUUACAGCAGAGACAACAUCUUCUGGAGGAGACAAAGAUCCUUACAAAGAGUGGACUUAUGAUGACUUCUUUAAAGAAGAUGGGAUAGUCCUUGAACCUCAGACAUCUCUUCCAGUGGCAUAUGAACUCACUUCUGCUGUUCUGCCUAUUUGUAAGGACAAGCUGUACCCCCUGGAGUCUCAAAGCCUGGCCCACAGAACGUUCAUGGAAGGACACAACUUCCUGCUGCCUGUUGGAUCUCCCUUCUUUGCAGCAGUGCAGAACCUGCAGGAGUGCAGCCAGUUCCAGCUGGCCCUGCAGCUCACGGUCUGUGCCUUCGGCUCCUGCCUGCAGCACGGCAUUUCAAACACCAUGGAACUGUCCCCGAGUCCAAAGCCACAUGACAAUGACCUGCUACUCACUGAAACCAGAAGCUUCCUCAUAGCUAUGAAAGAGAAGAGCAGUUCAGUAAUCAAGACCUCUGUCCUGAGCUUAUUACACAAGGUAAGAAUCCCCUGGAAAAUACUUUCUACAAUGUUAGGAAAAUAUUUUAGAGAAAAUCUCAGGAUUCCAAAUUUUCAGAUUAUUUCUUAGACUUAUAUUCACUUCCUUUCUCCUUCCUUCUAGGCAGUAGCUCUGGUGGGAGCAGAGCUUGCUGACCAAUAUGGUGAAGCAGAAGAAAAGAGAAAAUUCCAGGAGCUGGUUAUUGAUGCAGAAUGGGGCAUCCAGCUUGGUAAAUUUGGUAUUUCUUUUGAGAAUGUGUUUAGACAGCCACCAGUAAGGAAGAAAGAACUCAUAAGAGUGCUGGUACAAAACCCAGAAGUGGACACAGCUCUCAUCUUAAAUUACUGCAGCACUUUCAUGCUGGACAGUGAUGCUGCACUGCAGCUCUGCAUUGAAACCCUUCUGCUCCAGAAUUCAAACACAAAUGAUGGUGAAGAUGACUCUGCAGAAAACAGUGAGAGGCAACCUCAUUCCACAUUACUGGCUAGAGCACUAAAAAUAAUCCCUCUGCUGAACAGCACCAAAGACCUGGUCAUGAGCCUCAGUGGAAUUUAUGAUUAUUUUGAACAGCUGGAUCCUUAUGACUAUGAAACCCUGGAAAUUGUCCUGAGAGUGAUCCAAAGUGCUGAUGAGAAGAACACCAGCAUCCAGCUGAGCCAGGCUUUCAGCCUCCUCAAACAUCUGAAAUCUUACACCAGGAUUUCUCCACCAGUGGACCUAGAACACCAGUAUAUCUUGGAUCAGAUGAUUCCCCUGUCUCCAGCUGCUCACACCAGGCUGCCCUUUCACCUGCUGUUCUUCAGGACUGCCCAGUGUUUCUGGAACAUUAUAUCUGCAGAGCUCAGUGAGGAAACCUUCCCAACCCUUCUGUUGAUUUCCAAACUAAUGAAGGUUUCCCUGGAUACCUUCCACAUGUCUGCAGUUCGACAUGUCUUUGAAAAAAAACUGAAACCAAAAAUAUUCGAAAUGAGAAGCAGUGGCUGUACCUCCAUUAUUAACAAGGAAACCAUCAAAACUGUGCAGGCACUUCACUCCUAUCUGCUGGCCAUAGUCAAUCCAGAGUGGGCUGUGGCCAUGGCUCACAAGAUUGCCCAGGAAUUCCCCACAGGUCCUGACCAUGUCCAGGCACUGAAAUUCUGUCUCUACCUGGCUGAGAAGUGGCUGAAGAGUACUACAGCUAAGGGUGAGCCACAUGAGAAAGCAGAAGUCCUCCAGAGGAACUUACACUUGCAGUAUAAGAGAGCAGCAACAGAAAAUGUCCUGAUAACAAAAAACUUGAACACUGGGGAGCAUCUAAAAUCCAUUGGGAAACCAGCAAAUCUGAUUGUUUUACUGUAUGAACACCACAGCAUAGACCAGAGAUUCCAAAAUCCAGCUGGCAGAGAUUAUCCAGAUAUCCACGUGGCAGCAAAGGAGAUUGCUGAGAUUAACAACUUGGAUAUGAACAAAAUCUGUGACAAGCUGCUGGCCAAAUGGCUGUGUCCAAGCACACCACCCCCUGGGAAAACCCAAGAAAUCUUUGGAGAUGUACAGGAGGAUGAAGAGCUCCGAAGGGUUAUUUACCUGCUUCAGUCUCGCCCUAUGGAUUACAGUUCAAGAAUGCUUUUUGCAAUUACAACAUCUGCCACAUCUCCCUUUGGUGACACCCAGCUGACGUUUGCUCACAGGACCAGAGCCUUCAGGUGUUUGCUCUACCUGGCAGACACCACCACUGUGGAAUCACUCUUCAAGAAACCCAUUGAGAAAGUCAAGUAUUUUCUGAAGUGCUGCAUUUAUCUGGCAGAGUUUGAGAUCUUGAAUAUUCCAUAUACUUGUGAAUCAUUCCACAAGAGCCCUAAGGAAGGCAUGAUUAAAGGGCUAUGGAAGAACCACAGUCAUGAACCCAGGGCUGUGAGACUGGUGACAGAGCUGAGUCUAGAAUACCAAGUCUAUGAUCCCCAGCUCUGGAAUGGCCUCCUACAGAAACUCCUGGGCUUCAAUAUGACUCAGUAUCUAAGAAGAGUUUUGGUUGCAAUUACUGGGAUUCCUUCAUUAUGGGAGAUUCCCAGCUUCAGCCGAGCCUGGCGCAGCGUGGUCCUGUCCCCCUUCCUCACAGCCUCGUGUCCACCAAGUCCCAGGCAGCUGCAGGAGUGCAGGGAGUGCUUUGUGCUCCUGCUCAGGUGUCCUGUCCUGGCUGACCUGGAUAUUGUUGGAAUUGCUAAACAAUACACCCAGCUGGACCUCCCAGCUUUUGCCCUGGGCUGCCUCUUGGUCACUCCUCACUCUGAGAAGAGAGAGCAGCAAAUUCAGGGUUUGUUAUCAACCUGUAAGAAAGAAACUGUGCUGCAACAAUUGGAUGAACACAUGGACACUGGAGAACUGGUAGCAUUUGCUUCCCAGAUCAGCUCUUUGGUUUUGGACAGUAUCAUCAAUGAGAAGCUCUAUGAACAGUUCUGGAAAACCAAAUAUUAUCCACUGUUAAAGCAACACCUGAUAAACACCCACAGAAUAAAAGAGCUGGUGGAUUAUUUUGCCAAAAAGAACUGCCUUGACGAUGCAACAGCCCUGAUUCAAGAGUAUCAAAAGCAAUGUGGAAACCCUGCUCUGGCAGAUGUCCCAGCAUCUCAUCUUCUGCAGAUGUACCUGAAUGGAUCAGAGGAGUCCUGUGUCCUGGAAGUGCCAUAAAUUAACUGAAGAUUUCCCCUUUUCCCUCCUCCCUCUGCUGGCAGGAGGUUGGGCUGUGCAUUCACAACUCUUGUACUGCUCAGGAGAACAUCAGACCAAAACCCCCAAAGCUUUUACCAAGAGCCUCCACAACCUCUCCACGUUUUCCAGCUGUUCCAGGCUGCUUCUCCUCCAUUCUCCACCCCCACAAAACCAGUUCAGACUCACAGCAGAAUUUCCUGUUUGGAGUCAUCAGUUCAUACUCAGCACUUUAACUUUUGGGAAGGAGUAAAGUUUAUUUCCUUUACUUCUGUAUUUCCUCAUGUUCAGGCCUGCUGCCAGGAGCACUCUGAGAUGUCACCCACAGCAACAGAACCUUGUCACCACUGUGGCAGACUUUUGUAAAACUGCAGGGGCUGUGUUCAUGUAAAAUACUUUGUAUACAAAUUGUAACUUUACAAACUUAUGUAUCAGUUUUGGCCUUACAGUAUAAAUAAAUGUGUGUCAAUUUUGGCCUUACAGUGUAAAUUAAAAAUAAAUAAACUUAUGCAUCCAUUUUGGCCCCUUACAAUAUUCUAUAACCCUCUUAAUUAUGAGUUUGUCAAUAAAUGGAUGUUCCAGUCAAUGGAAUUCCCUGAAUCACAUGCCAAGGUUUUCUUUUCAACUUUGCUCUGACUGCAUGAAGU